GCGCCUCCCACACGGCAGCGCGCGCGCCUGCGGCGCCGCCUCACUCCGAGCACGGACCCGAGUGGCGCGGCCGCAUAGUUCCGCAGCCGUGCGAUCCAAUCAACAUCAGUGAACAAGUGCUUGUGAACAGUAUACUUCCAGUGAUCUAACAUCCAUUUGUUCAGAUGCCACUGAUGUGUAAGACAUGGCCCAGGACACUUACGAGAUGACCACGAAUCGGCAACUAUCACGAGGUAGCUCGCUUUUCGGCACCGACCCUCAGGUGCAAUUCCGGACCGCACUACGAAACAACGAUUUCCACACUUUCAAAAAACUCGUAGAUUCUGGGUCUGUCGAUUUGGAGCACGUAUAUCAGUAUCCAGACUACAAAACAAUUUUGGAGCUAGCAAUCACCGAAAAAAACCGACUGGAGUUUGUAAAGCUUUUGUUACAACCACAAAACAAGGUCCAAGUCAACAAAAUAAACGAGUCGCAUUCAGCAGCGCCAAUUCAUUUUGCUGUGGAUUGUGGCAACAUUGAAGCUCUAAAACUUCUUUUAGAUUGUGAUGAGAUAGACGUAAAUGUUAAAAGUAAGGGAAAUACUGCUUUAUUGUUGGCAAUUAAGAAAAUAGAGGACCUCGAAGAUGAUCGCGAGCGUGAGAUAUAUAUUUACGAAGAUAUGGUAGAGUUGCUACUGAAAGCGGGAUGCAACCCCAAUUCUCCCGAUUCUAAGGGAGUAACACCAGUGCAUUCUGCAGCAAAACAGGGGCUCGAGAGAAUCAUAACCGAUAUACUGCAUAACGCUAAAGAAAGAGUUAAUCUCGAUGCAUAUAAAGAUUACAAAGGGAAAACUGCAAGAUAUUAUUUGAAUGAAGCUUUUCCUCACCUUGUAUCAGAUUUCGAUUCUGGUGCACAGGCCAAUGAAGUUAUCGACGUUGAUAAACUGUUUUCCUACCUCAGUAGACAUGAGGAUGAUAAUUUUGUUCGGGAUUUUUUGAAGCUUGUCAGAAAAAAUGAACACCGCAAUGCGUUGGCCGCUAAUAACGGAAUGAACACAAUGUUGCAGUUAGCAGCAGAAAAAGGUUUCGAGAAUGUAGUUAAAACUUUGCUUGAUUCUGGAGCAGAUCCAAAUGCAACAUUUUCAGGAAAUACAUAUCGUCCAAUAGGGUAUGCAUGCCAGAAUGGUUAUUGUAGAAUUCUUAAAAUGUUUAUUGACAACGAAUCAACACUCUUCGAUCCAAUUCACGGCGAGUCGCUUUUGCAAGUCGCCAUUAAAGGGAUGCAAACGUACGCCAAAAAUCCUAAAUCAGAUUUUAAAGGAUGUUUGGACUUGCUGCUAACACAUCACAAAAUUAUGGGUAAUAUUAAUGUUAAUCACCUAGAUAUGAAGAAUAACACUGCUCUUCACUACGCUGCGAGGAACGGUGACAAUGAAACUGUUUUGGAACUAUUAAGGAAUGGAGCUUGCAUUGGCUUACGCAAUAAGUUUAAUGUACCGCCGUUGGCAGACAUUAGCGCCAAGACACUGGAAACUUAUUUGGACGAAUGCAUCACUUCAAAUGACGAACGACCAGGCGAUGACGACUACGAAAUACACAUAAAAUACAGCUUUCUUGUUUAUCCAAAUAAUUCACUUGAAAAUGAAAAGAGUCGAGAGCCCCUUAUGAAAACUAGUAACAAUAAUAUCAAAGAAUGUGACGCUUUUUUAACCCCAGAAACAGAUGCUUUAUUAUACAUGACCAGAAUGCAAGAAAUGCGGCCGCUAUUAAAACACCCGGUCAUUACAAGUUUCUUGUAUUUGAAAUGGCAAAGAAUAAGCUGCCUUUUCUACGCAAAUAUUACUUUCUAUUCGCUUUUGUGGUUGUGUCUUAUUUUUUAUAUCAUAUUCGGAUACGGGGUGGAAAAGAAACAGUCAGACUCCAUUGAAGUUCUAAAUGUCGUUACGCAUGUUGGUGCUAUUAUUGGACUGAUUAUAUUGGUUGUUCGAGAACUGUUUCAAAUGAUCGUAUCUCCAACAAAAUAUUUGCAGAGUAUUGAAAAUUGGAUGGAAAUAGCGUUGAUAAUCGUUACUGCUUGGAUAGUUUGCUAUGAUAGAGCUUCCGAAUCUACAAAGCAACAAUUAUCUGCAGUCGCUAUCCUUCUAUCUUCGGCUGAACUGGUACUGCUUAUCGGACAAUUUCCCACGUUAUCAACCAAUAUCACAAUGUUAAAAACGGUAUCGUGGAACUUCUUCAAGUUUCUUCUUUGGUAUUGCAUUUUAAUAAUUGCUUUCGCCUUAAGUUUCUACACUUUAUUCAGAAAAGUGUCGGAAGACGAAGAUCAAGUACCCCCGAAUCCAAAUACGACUGAGAAAGGUGAAGAGGAAGGGGACGAGGAAGAGUUUUUUAACGAUCCGGGUCGGUCGUUAUUCAAGACUAUUGUUAUGUUGACUGGUGAAUUCGACGCGGGGUCGAUCAAGUUCAGUACAUUCCCAGUUACAAGUCAUAUAAUAUUUAUGGUAUUUGUGUUCAUGAUUCCAAUAGUGCUUUUCAAUUUGUUGAACGGUCUGGCCGUUAGCGAUACUCAGGAAAUUAAAGCAGACGCCGAACUUGUUGGUCAUAUUGCGCGAGUCAAAUUAAUUUCCUAUUUCGAAAGCGUGCUUAUUGGAAACGCUAGUGACUACACAAAACCUAUAGGAUGCUGUUCGUGGUUGCCUCAAAGCUUUCAGAAAUUGUACACAAUGAAACCACAAAUGCUAUGCAUUAAACCUUUAGCAAAGCGUAUAAGUUUAUUCCCUCACUUUUUACCUAUGUAUCGAAUAAUUGUGAAGCCUAACCAAGAGAACAAAAUCAAAAUUCCACGCGCUGAACCUUUGAGUAAAUUCGGAGACGAUUUUGAAGAUAUUGAGAGUGGUGGAUGUUGUUUGGAACGAUGUCAAGACUACAGACUAGAAAGGAAAAUCGUAAAAAAGGCAAAGUGUGUUAUAAGCGAUAAAACGAACAUUUCGGUAUUUGACGAAAUUAAACACAAACUAAACCAGUAUGAGUCCAAGAUAGAGAGCCUCGAAAACACAUUGAAAGAAGUAUUGCAGGCUUUGCACUCUUACAAAAAGUAAUGUUAAUCACUACACAUUUUCUCGUUACAUUGCUUUUAAAAAAUGUUGUUGUAGUAACAUUUUAAUCUUACACAAGAACAAAUUAUAAGUAACAGAACUAAUUAAUUUUGUUAGCGUUUAUGUAAUUUAACAUAUAAUUAAUUCUCAUUAAAAAAUGCCUUCCACUAGAGUAAGCAUU
This is a messenger RNA of Hyposmocoma kahamanoa, 3251 nucleotides long. It is a transcript of the gene pain, whose product is annotated as transient receptor potential cation channel protein painless. Gene Ontology annotation, cellular component: membrane. Lineage: Eukaryota; Metazoa; Arthropoda; Insecta; Lepidoptera; Cosmopterigidae. The record is from RefSeq and is a predicted model, not a curated record. The transcript has 2 exons. The coding region runs from base 185 to 3073 and encodes 962 amino acids. Gene Ontology annotation, biological process: transmembrane transport; monoatomic ion transport. Gene Ontology annotation, molecular function: monoatomic ion channel activity; protein binding.